GCCGGCGCAGGCGCAGGCCCGGGCGCACCGCCCCGCCGCCGGACUACGGCUCCCGUCGUGCUCGGGGGCGGCGCGGGGCUGCUGGUCGCGGCUGAGGGAGCUGGGUCGCUGCCGCCGCCCGGAUUUGGGUGAGAAUAAGAAUUGGGUUUUGAAGGGUUUGAGCAACUUGCUACUGCCCAAGUCAUGACACUCCCAUUUCGAAAGGACUUGGACAAGUACAAAGAUCUUGAUGAGGAUGAAAUUCUUGGCAAACUUUCAGAAGAAGAACUGAAACAACUUGAAACUGUUUUGGAUGAUCUUGACCCUGAGAAUGCACUUCUGCCUGCAGGCUUCCGCCAGAAAGACCAGACUGCUAAAAAGGCUUCAGGUCCCUUCGACAGAGAACGACUCCUGGCAUAUUUAGAGAAGCAGGCUCUUGAGCACAAAGACAGGGAAGACUAUGUGCCUUUUACAAGAGAAAAGAAAGGGAAAAUAUUUAUCCCCAAGCAAAAGCCUGUACAGUCUUACACAGAAGAAAAAUUUUCUCUGGAUCCAGAACUGGAGGAAGCCUUGACUAGUGCCACAGACACAGAAUUAGGUGACCUCGCAGCUAUACUGGGAAUGUCUAACUUGAUAACAAACAAUCAGUUCUGUGAUGUAGUAGGAAGCAGUAAUGGGGUUGACAAAGACAGCUUCUCAAAUAUAGUAAAAGGUGAAAAAAUGUUGCCUGUUUUUGAUGAACCGCCAAAUCCCACAAAUGUGGAGGAGACACUGCAAAGGAUUAAAGAUAAUGAUUCACGUCUUGUUGAAGUUAAUCUAAAUAACAUUAAGAACAUACCAAUUCCAACGCUGAAAGAAUUUGCAAAAGCCCUAGAAACCAACACGCAUGUGAAGAAUUUUAGCCUUGCAGCCACCCGAAGCAAUGAUCCUGUCGCUGUUGCUCUUGCAGAUAUGCUGAGAGUAAACAAAAAAUUAAAAAGUUUAAAUAUAGAAUCAAACUUCAUCACUGGAGUUGGAAUUCUGGCACUGGUCGAUGCACUGAAAGACAAUGAAACAUUGACAGAGAUCAAAAUUGAUAAUCAGAGGCAGCAGCUGGGCACUGUUGCAGAAGUAGAAAUUGCCAAGAUGCUUGAAGAAAACACCAAGAUCCUCAAAUUUGGAUACCACUUCACGCAACAGGGACCUCGAGCCAGGGCAGCUGCAGCUAUCACCAAAAAUAAUGAUUUGGUUCGCAAGAGAAGGGUUGAAGGAGACAACUAGCAGAUCUUGUUAACAGAACUGUGGAAAUUUCAAGGGUCGCCAGGGCACGGUCAUCACCGUCUGCUUUGGCAAUCUUGGACUACACUUACCUGGGUUAGAAGGGAAAAGACUGGAAAACUCCAUUCCUUUUAAAGCGAAGCUAUAUUAAUAAUCUGCUGGUAUGCAUCACGUUUUUCAGAUUGAGACACAGUAACUGCACCAGUCUUUGUACCAUAGUUUUUGAUUGUUUUUUUAAGAACUUUUUUGUAUUUCAAGGCUUUGGCUGUGCUUUCUGCUAAAAAUAUAAUUGCAAAUCAAUGGUAUAAUUGUCUGUAGUCAAAGAAUGGGACAUUCAAGAUCGUUUGGCAGAUAAUGACCCAAUUGAAAUGUUUGUUAGAAAAUCUGGGGGUGCUUAUUUACAUGGAGGGGUGUGUAUAUUCUUGAAAACAAUGUGUUAGUGAUAAGGGAUUCUUCACACAACAGUUGGACUCAUUGUCUAGAGCUGUUCAGCCUUGUUCAUAUGCACUGAUGAGAAAUCUUUCACAGCUAUCUUAUUUUUAAUUCUACUUUUUUUAAAAGUUUUAUUAGUUCUUGAUACUGUGAUUAAGUUUAAGACAUCCUUUAAACCAAACAAAAAUAAAUUGGCUAAGGACUUCUCCCAAGAGGUUUGAGGGACUAAUAAAAAAACAGAACCCUUGGGUGGGGAGGGAAAGGUGUAGGAGCCUUGCAAAAGGACAGUUUUUCUUUUGCACCUAAAGCUUUAAAGUCUUUUUCAAAAGGUCCCAUAACCGUAUCUUGUUCUGUAUCUAAACUGGAUAUGUUUUUAGGCUGAUUUCAUGUGUUCAUUAGCAUUAUUUAGUUUAUAUUCUUUGUUUAAAAAUCCUUACCUACGUUGAUAAGUAUCCACUUCUCUAGAAGUAGUGGACAUGCAUUUUUUUAUAUUACUAUAUAGUCCUGUACAGAAAAAGAAGCCUUAACUGUAAAACCACUGUUGAAAGAUGCUGGCAAAUGGAAAAUCCUUUUUUUCAGGCUGUUGCAUUAAGCUAUUAGUACUUCAUAUCAAUCUAUCAUUUUUUAAAUAAAGCAAUGAAGUAACACUUUUAAGAAAGGAUUUUUCUGUUGUGCUUAUGUCUUGCUGUUGAAACACUACAUAAAGUGUGAAGAAAUUAAUAUGCAGUGUCAAAUCUGUAAGGUGUAGUAAUUAUUAAAGUAUUUAAAGUUCUGUAUCUAAGAAAACUAACAAAGCAACAAGAAUCACUUCAACUUCUGUACAUAAUCACAGUAGACUUCUUUUGAAAUAAUAUGAAUAUCUAGAGGUUUUUUGGUGUAGGUCUGUUUGGACUAUACUGUACAAAGUUUGCUCAAUGUUGUCAUGAGACCACAAAAAUGUUCCAAAGGACUGCUUGGCUAUAUUCAGAGCAACAGAGAAUUCAAAUGACAACUGUUUUCAUCGAAGGAUCAUAAUAUGGUGAGCAUUUUAUGUAUAGAAUACAUAUUGGACUGAGAUUUUUGCAUCAGGUUCUAUAUGCUAUAAAAAUUUCACAGAGCAGCUCUCUCGAUGCUGUGCCCACGUCGUAAUUUGCUGCAAAUCUGAUUUUGGACCUUUAAAGACAGGCUUUAUUCCGGAGGUGACUUUGGAUUUUACUGCAACUGUUCAGAGAAUUUUAAACUAUGGUGCCUUCAGUGCGAAUGUACAUAACUGGUUUAUGCUUGUGGAAGAAUGUUUUUUUCCCCCCGUUUUCAAAAUCAGCCUUUUAUUAUAAUUACAAAUGAAUGUGUUAACAGAAUUCUGACUUGUUUUUCAGACAAAACCAAAGACUAUACGUACUGUAACACUGACAAAACUAGAAUGAUCUCACUAGUAAGGAAAAGGGCUUCUUUUGGGUUUUGUCAAUUUUCAAGAACUUUUUAGAUUCUGAAAUUUAACUUCUGAUACAGUAUGCAUAAAGUCACAAGUUGAGUGUCUUUUUAAAGACAGUGCUGCAUAAACAUGGCCAAAGCAUGUCACGUGCUGAGUUGCCUAAACCUUUAUUUUUUAUUUGCUAAGCACCGUAAUAAUCUUGUGUCAAAAAACCAGGCUGUACAAACAAAUGUCUUCAUUUGUUGAAGGGCUGCAUGUUCAUGGAAUCUGUUCAUGUAUUGUGAUUCUGUGAUGAUUUAUUUUAUCAUAAUCUAACAAUAUUGGGCAGUGAGCUCCUACCUGAUGGAGAAUAAUGACAGGCUGGAUUAUGGAAAUGAUAGCUGAAAUCCCUGCCUGCCUUUGUUAAAUCAAGUUUAGCUGCUUAAUGAUUUCUAUUCCAAAGGCAGGGGCUUUGGUUUGACUCUCAGGUGCCCUGUCACAGGUGGUACCCGUGGACAUCAAUAUCUGGUUUAACUCUGCAGACAGAAGCUAAAUCUGUGACCGUAUGUCGGCACGUCCAGGACAGGUAUCUACUACCAGAGAGAACUGGGGCUACUUUCAACCAGAAGCAUUUGGGCCUCCACAUUGUUGCAAGACGAGGCAUCGUGCAUGGAACAGUUAAUAACAGUCACUUUUGCGCCUCCAGUGUGUAUCCUUUUUGGAAUAAAUGAAGGAAUUCUGUCUGUAGACGGGAAUCACACACGGUCUCAGCAAAGUGAACGCCACUGUAAUGCUGUCAGAUGUAGUGACGUCUUGUGCGUGACUUCAUUGCUUCCGAGUGCAGAAUGGCAUCGCUCUGGUAACCGGCUACCACAAACACAGGGGCUUUUUCCCCAAAAGAGGUGAUGCUUUUGUCAUCCUGAUUAUUUUCCAGGUGUAAUGCAGAAGUCAAACGAACCACGGGUGUUGGUUCUGUUGGUUCCAAGCUCAGCAUGGAAAGGCAGCCUCUCUCCCAAAGCAAACUCUAUUUACUGUUGUAUGUUAAAGAAAUAAGUCAUGUUCUCUCUGCAGCUCGUGCAAUACUGUUUGUAAGCUACAAACGAGCAAGCGUUCAAAUUAAAUUUCCAUUGAGGAAACACGGA
Messenger RNA from Falco peregrinus (peregrine falcon), 4200 nucleotides. RefSeq names its product tropomodulin-3. Gene Ontology annotation, molecular function: tropomyosin binding. Gene Ontology annotation, biological process: pointed-end actin filament capping; muscle contraction; myofibril assembly. The transcript has 10 exons. NCBI's taxonomy places the organism in Eukaryota, Metazoa, Chordata, Aves, Falconiformes, Falconidae. Gene Ontology annotation, cellular component: myofibril; striated muscle thin filament. The coding region runs from base 184 to 1239 and encodes 351 amino acids. The record is from RefSeq and is a predicted model, not a curated record.